AUGCCUGGCCUUACGGACGAUGAAGUCGUGAGCGAGAUGCGGAAGAUGACGGCGUUCAUCAAGCAGGAGGCGCUCGAGAAGGCUCGCGAGAUCAAGGUCAAGGCCGAUGAGGAGUUUGCGAUCGAGAAGGGUAAGAUUGUGCGGCAAGAGAGCGCCAACAUCGACGCCAACUUUGAGCGGAAGAAGAAGCAGGCCGAGAUUGAGAAGAAGAUCGCCAUCUCGAACCAGAACAACAAGGCGCGAUUGCAGCUGCUCGAGAAGCGCGAGGAGCUGCUCGAGAAGGUGUUUGACGAGGCCAAGGCCAAGAUUGGGGACGCGACGAAGGACCAGAGCAAGUAUGCCGAGCUGUUGAGGAACUUGGUCUUGCAGGCCCUCUUCCGGCUGAUGGAGAAGAACGUCAAGGUGUCGGGCCGACCAAAGGACCAGGAGAUCCUGAAGAAGGCGGUCGACGACGCGGCGUGCGAGUUCAGGGAGAAGUCGGGCAUUGACGUGCGAGUCGAGGUCGACGACCAGCUGAGCGACAAGUCGAACGGCGGCAUCAUCCUCACUGGCGCGCGCAUCACGGUCAACAACACGCUCGACGAGCGCCUCAGGCUGCUGUCGGAGCUCGCGCUGCCCGCCCUCCGCGAGAACCUGUUCGGCAAGAACCCGAACCGGGCCUUCUUCUCCUAG
Molecule: messenger RNA, 672 nt
Organism: Rhodotorula toruloides NP11
Lineage: Eukaryota; Fungi; Basidiomycota; Microbotryomycetes; Sporidiobolales; Sporidiobolaceae
Product: V-type H+-transporting ATPase subunit E
Exons: 6
Coding region: 1-672 (223 amino acids)
Biological process (GO): proton transmembrane transport
Cellular component (GO): proton-transporting two-sector ATPase complex, catalytic domain
Molecular function (GO): proton-transporting ATPase activity, rotational mechanism
Source: RefSeq, a predicted model, not a curated record